Sabethes cyaneus is the source of this 3393-nucleotide messenger RNA. RefSeq lists its product as uncharacterized. Bases 1 to 3393 code for a protein of 1130 amino acids. Gene Ontology annotation, molecular function: nucleic acid binding; zinc ion binding. The transcript has 3 exons. The record is from RefSeq and is a predicted model, not a curated record. NCBI's taxonomy places the organism in Eukaryota, Metazoa, Arthropoda, Insecta, Diptera, Culicidae.
AUGGCGCCUGCUGCCGCAUCAUCUACUAAGAAGACACCGUCACUGAAGGUGUUGACAACACGCUUGAAGGGCAUUCAAACAUCCUUUGGUGAUAUUGUGGAAUUUGUAGACCAUUUCCCAGAGCGAAGUACAACGUCGGAAGUUGAAAUACGUCUACAAAAACUCGACGAACUGUGGGAAAGGUUCGGAGAAACCCUCGUCGACGUCAAGGCACACGAUGAUUUACCAGCCGAUAGCGAGGCUGCCUAUGAUAAGGAGAGACGAGAGUUUAGUAAUUCCUACUAUCGUGCCAAGGCGUUUCUUCUGGAAUGGGUAAAGCAACAACAGCCCUCUCCGACGUUGGAACAAUCCAUCCGCGGUGGUGAUAUUUCGAUGCAAGGUUCGCUCGAUCAUGUUCGCCUUCCGCAAAUAAAGCUGCAAUCGUUUGACGGGAACAUCGAUGAGUGGCUAAGUUUUCGUGAUCUUUUCACAUCUCUCAUCCAUUUCAAGGCAGAACUCCCGGAUGUUGAAAAGUUUCACUACCUCAAGGGCUGCCUUCAGGGUGAGCCAAAAAGUUUAAUCGACCCGCUGCAAAUAACGCGAGCAAACUACACAAUCGCAUGGAAUACGUUGCUCAAAAGGUAUAACAACAGCAAGCAAUUGAAAAAGCGACAGGUGCAGUCGUUGUUCCAGUUGCCAACCGUUUUAAAGGAAUCCGCCAAUGAACUUCAUUCUCUACUGGAGAGCUUCGAGAGAGUCGUGCAGACUCUGGAUCAAAUAGUGCAGCCGGGUGAUUAUAAGGAUCUUCUUCUUACGAAUUUCCUCACAAUGCGAUUGGAUCCGUCAACUUGCAGAAGUUGGGAAGAGUUUUCGUCUACACAGGAAACUGAUACGGUUAAGGAGUUAUUGGAAUUUCUCCAUCGGCGGAUUCAAGUUCUGGAAUGCUUACCAUCAAGGGCGAUGGAAGCAAGGGUGCAAUACCAACCACUACCGCAAAAGCAGAGGGUUUCGGCGGUAAAAACUAGCUAUAACACGGUGCAAUCGUCUGGGGGACGCUGCAUGGCGUGUUCGGCAAAUCAUUUUCUAUUUCAAUGCGGAAAAUUCCAACGGAUGUCCUUAACGGAGCGUGAUGCUUUCGUUCGUACUCACACGCUCUGUCGUAAUUGCUUUAGACUGGGUCACCAGGCAAAAGAUUGCCAGGCUAAAUAUUCUUGUCGCAUAUGCAAGGCACGUCACCACACGAUGGUAUGCUUUAAGCAGGAAAGGGAUAGUAGACCUAGGCCACCACCUGCUAGCAGUGAAAACUCAGGUGCGACCACAACUCAUCAUUUACCAACGUCAUCAAAUUCAUCACAGGUUGACAACCUGGCGGCUACCAACAUAUCGGUCUCGAAUUCCGCUAUGCAGCUCACAUCGCAAGUGUUAUUAGCCACUGCUGUGAUUCUCGUCGAGGAUGAUGAGGGAAAUCAAAUACCAGUACGCGCGCUUCUCGACUCGGGCUCUGAAAGCAAUUUCAUUUCGGAGCAUUUGAGCCAACGAUUAAAGGUGGAUCGGCAAAAGACCAUUCCAAACGACAUCCAGUUGGCUGACCCUUCAUUCUCGGUGUCUAUGGGAGUAGACAUAGUACUUGGUAUCGAAGCAUUUUUUGAUUUCUUCGUGUCUGGUCGGAAGCUCACUUUGGGAGAGCAGAUGCCAUCGCUUAACGAGUCGGUAUUCGGAUGGGUGGUCUGCGGCAGAUUAUCAUUUCAUAAGCAAUCACCUCAUAUCAGCUGUCAUAUGACCGAGGACAGGUUGGAUGAAUUGGUUGCUAGAUUUUGGGCAUGCGAAGAGGUCGAUAUCAAAAAAUCUUAUUCACCGGAGGAACAGCGGUGUGAGAACCUGUUUACACAAACCGUACAACGGGGACCUGAUGGACGAUACACUGUUGCAUUACCUAUGGCCGAGGGGGCCAUAUCGCGGUUGGGCGAGUCGAAAAACAUUGCACUACGUCUCCACGCAACGGAAAGAAGGUUGAAAAGGAACUCAGGCUUGCUUGACCAGUAUAAGGCGUUCAUGAGCGAAUAUCUAGAUUUGGGGCAUAUGCGCUUGGUUGAGGAAGACCAACGAGCAGUAGUAGGCCGAUGCUACUUACCGCAUCAUCCGGUUGUUAAGGAGGCCAGUACGACCACAAAGGUGCGCGUUGUCUUCGACGCGUCUUGUAAGACAUCAACGGGAAUUUCGCUGAACGACGUGUUGUUGACGGGACCGGUGAUCCAGGAGGAGUUACGGUCAAUUAUAUUACGCUGUAGGACCAAGCAAAUUAUGAUGGUAGCCGACGUUGAAAAAAUGUUUCGGCAGAUUGUGAUCGACCCAAACGAUAGGCCGCUGCAGUGUAUUCUUUGGCGCUCGUCACCUACUGAGGAGGUGGCGACCUAUGAACUAAAUACAGUGACGUACGGUACUAAACCCGCUCCGUUUCUUGCGACACGCGUCUUACAACAGCUGGCAUUAGAUGAAGGAGAACACUUUCCUUUGGCAGCAAGGGCCAUCACCGAAGACACAUAUAUGGAUGAUGUCAUCACAGGAUCCAACGACAGUACAGAAGCUCUUCAACUGAGAUUGCAACUGGAUAAAAUGAUGAAUAGUGGGGGAUUUCGAUUGCGCAAGUGGGCAUCGAACUGCGCAGAGGUGUUACGAGGUAUUCCGAGCGAGAAUCUGGCGAUUGAUGUCGGUGGAAUUAAUUUAGAUCCAGAUCCAGCCAUAAAAACGCUGGGAUUAACCUGGAUGCCAAACACAGACGUUUUUAAGUUUCAGUUCAAUAUUCCACCAUUGGAAACGUACGAAACGCUUAGUAAACGUCGCAUACUUUCUAUCAUAGCUACGCUCUUUGAUCCAUUGGGGCUCAUCGGAGCUGUUAUUACGACGGCUAAAAUUUUUAUGCAACUACUGUGGACACUGCAAUCCGAGGAUGGAAGCAGAUUAGACUGGGACAAACCAUUACCUCAAACGGUGGGUGAGAAUUGGCGGAAUUUUUACUCUCAAUUACCUUUGCUAAAUGAGAUUCGCAUCAAACGUUGCAUUAUUCUUCCGGAAGCUGUGACGGUGGAAAUUCACUGCUUCUGCGAUGCCUCGGAGAAGGCAUAUGGUGGCCUUGUAUAUAUUCGGAGUCUGGACUUUAAUGGCAACGUGUCUGUUCAAUUAUUAACAUCAAGAUCUAAGGUUGCACCGUUAAAAUGUCAAACAAUACCGAGGUUAGAGCUCUAUGGGGCAGAGCUGGUCGCUGAGCUGUACACUAAGGUUAAGCAGUCAGUGAAAAUGGAGGUACCGACAUUCUUUUGGACCGAUUCUACAUGUGUGCUGCGCUGGAUCCAAGCAACUCCCUCAACAUGGACACAUGGAGGCACGUUCCCGGGUCUCAAAAUCCAGCAGAUGUGA